Messenger RNA from Mauremys reevesii (Reeves's turtle), 916 nucleotides. RefSeq names its product C-type lectin domain family 2 member D-like. NCBI's taxonomy places the organism in Eukaryota, Metazoa, Chordata, Testudines, Geoemydidae. The transcript has 5 exons. The record is from RefSeq and is a predicted model, not a curated record. The coding region runs from base 1 to 690 and encodes 229 amino acids.
AUGGGGCCAUGUUCUCAGUGGCAGCAGCCAGUGCCCAGCAACCCCCCGUCUGUGGGCAGCAGGGACUGGAUCUCCCCCAGGGGCUCUCAGGGCACCGAUCCCAGCUCACAGCUGCUGCCUGGCGCACACAGCGGUGCUCAACCUCCUCGUAACUGCAAGACACACAAAGCACGUACCAUCAUCGUAGCUGUUGUCCUCACCUCCGUGUCCUUGGUUCUGAUCGCUGCCAUCGCUCGUCUGGCAGUGCCGAGACCUAAGCUUCAGUCAACUGAUCUGGGGCCCCCUGCUGUGCCCUGCUGCCCGGACGGCUGGGUCGGGUACCGAGGGAAAUGCUACUAUUUCUCUGAGACUGAAGGGAACUGGACCUACAGCUGGAGCAACUGCUCCUCCCUUGGCGCCUCCCUGGCUGGGAUCGACAGUGAGCAGGAAAUGAUGUUCCUGCUGCGCUAUAAGGGUGUCCAUGACCACUGGAUUGGCCUCCAGAAGGAGCAGGGGCAGCCCUGGAAAUGGACCAAUGGCACCGAAUUCAACCUCCUGUUUCGGAUAAGAGGAGGCAGUGACUGCGCGUAUCUGAAUGACAAGAAAGGGGUCAGCAGCUCACGGUGCUACAUGGGAAGACGGUGGAUCUGUAGCAAACCUGAGGUGUAUGUGAUGGGGAAAGGAACACACUGGAAGGGAGCUCCAAAAUAAGCCUCCUAGAAAUAACAAGGAGUGCGGUGGCACCUUAAAGACUAACAGAUAAGCUAUCGUGGGUAUAAAACCCCACUUCAGAUGCACAGAAAUGACAUGGAUACAACUCUCACCUACUUGAAUGAGCCAUGUCCCCGUUCGUCAGAAUACCAUAUAUUUAAAUACUUUGGAUGUUUUCUACAUUUUCAAAUAUAUUGAUUUCAAUUACAACAUAGAAUAAAAGAAA